Messenger RNA from Chenopodium quinoa (quinoa), 1338 nucleotides. RefSeq names its product UDP-glycosyltransferase 76F1-like. The annotation marks the transcript as partial. Lineage: Eukaryota; Viridiplantae; Streptophyta; Magnoliopsida; Caryophyllales; Amaranthaceae. The record is from RefSeq and is a predicted model, not a curated record. The transcript has a single exon. Gene Ontology annotation, molecular function: UDP-glycosyltransferase activity.
CUCUCUUUUUCUCUCCUACAUUUAGAUCAUAAAUUAGACGAGCCACUGCCAGAGCUUCCUCCUUUGAAAGUCAGGGACCUUCCUUUACAAUUGCUACAUGAGCUACUGGAAACUGUAGUCCAUCAAUUUAAGACUUCCCAAGGUGUUAUAUGUAAUAGCUUUGAGGAACUUGAAGAUUCUUCAAUAGCUCAAGUUCACCAAAUCCUUUCCAUCCCCAUCUUUCCUAUAGGCCCUUUACACAAACACUCACCAACUUCUGAUACCAACUAUUGGGCACAAUACAAAACCUCCAUCACUUGGCUGAAUCAUCAAGCACCCAAGUCUGUACUGUAUGUGAGUUUUGGGAGUGUUGAAGCUAUAGACAAAGCUGAUUUUCUUGAGCUAGCCUCGGGAUUGCUUGAAAGCAAGGUGCCUUUCCUGUGGGUGGUACGCCCUGGAAUGAUCCAAGGCACAAACGCUUAUGACUCAUUGCCAGAAGGCUACCUUAAAAUGGUGGGUGAAAGAGGACACAUUGUCACAUGGGCACCUCAAUUAGAGGUUUUAUCCCACCCAGCUGUUGGAAGUUUUUGGACUCACAAUGGAUGGAACUCAACUUUGGAGAGUAUUUGUGAAGGAGUGCCAAUGCUUUGCCAGCCUAUCAAUACUGACCAGUAUACGAAUGCAAGGCUGGUGAGUGACGGUUGGAAGAUAGGAUUGAAGUUGGAAAAGAGGGUAAAAAGAGAAGAAAUAGUAAGGUCUAUAAGCAAACUAAUGCUGGAAGAUGGUGGAGAGAUGAAGAGCAGAAUCACAAGUUUAAAGGAGAAGGCAACUCUCUGUGUCAAGGAAGGUGGUUCUUCAUACACAUCUUUAGAGAAGCUUACCAAAUUUUUACUAUCAUUUUGAUUCACUUGGUCUUUGUACCAUUUAAUAUUUUCAUUAACUAUAUAGUCUGAGAAGAAAAUUUUAUAUAAAAAUUACCCCAAAAAAUUUGCUUGUUCAGGUCCUAGAGCAAGUCCGAACUGAUGACGAACAUUGCUUGUAUUUUGAUUUUUUAGCUCUUAAUCCCCAAAAAAAGAAGAGGGGAGAAUUUCAUCAGUCAAGUAAACUUCAGGCAUGAAUAAAAUAUCUUUAGAAAGGAAUCGAAAAGAUCCGUUUUCUUACCUUUUUUAAAGAGACUGAAAAUUUCUAAUGUUGGAAAGAUUUAAAGAUAAACAUAGAAGCUCAGUCACUCACCCAUUACCACUUCUUGCAUCUCCUGCCACCAUAUUCUCUCCAAAAAGGUCAUUAGACACGCUGCUAAGCUCUUGAUCUCUAAAAAAGAAUUUGAGUUGAGUAGUUUUCAGUUGUCUUACCCUUUGG